This is a messenger RNA of Platichthys flesus (European flounder), 3392 nucleotides long. RefSeq names its product nucleolar protein 4-like. The record is from RefSeq and is a predicted model, not a curated record. Bases 817 to 3201 code for a protein of 794 amino acids. The transcript is spliced from 11 exons. Lineage: Eukaryota; Metazoa; Chordata; Actinopteri; Pleuronectiformes; Pleuronectidae.
UUUUAAGUGGAGCUGCAGCGGCGUGCACGUCCCGUCCCCUGGGCGCGUGUUAGUGUGAUUGUGUGAUUGUGUGUUUGUGUGUUCAGGAUCACAGCUGCUGCUGAUGAUGAUUCUGAGGAAGAGGAGGAAGAGUCGUUAACGUGAGGAGGAAGCUGCGCGCUGCCGGGACAGCGGAGGAAGAGGACGGGCGGGAUUCAAACAGGUGUCCGCUUGUUUCCCAUCAGCCCCGGGCCGGAGCAGGAGGAGCAGGAGGAGCAGAGAGGAGGUGACACCAGAAACCAGGAGGCAGGAAGGAGACUAAUGUGUGUAACCGUGCGCUGCUCCUGCUCAGAAGAUCGGACAGAAGAACCGGGCUGAAAGGUGGGACUGAAGAGGAGGACAGGAGGAGACGAGGACAGGAGGAGAAAGCCUCACAUCUCUUUUUAUCCUCCCCAACAGGAGGAGGAGGAGGAGGCGGUGACCGACGCCCCCCACGGGACAGGCCGACCGAGCUGCUAACAGGUGUGUCUGAGCGGGACGCGGGUUCCAGUCUGCACCGCCCGGUCCGGUCCGGUCCACCUCAACCCUCCACCGGGUCCAGACCCCUUGUUCCUCCGGGGAGAGAGACCUCAGCCUUCAUUCCGUCUCCCGGUCUGUCCGCAGAUUCCCAUUAGUGCGUUAGAGCCGAGGAGGAGGAGGAGGAGGAGGAUCUCAAACCGAACCGGAUCUUGAUGAAUGGAUGAAGGUUCGGACUCGUGUUGGUUUGUCAGAUCCUUCGAGGGUUAGAGACAGUUUGAGUUCCGGAUCCGACACGAAGCGGAGCUGCUGCGGUUCAUCAUGACGACGAGAGGAGGCAGCGGAGCGGGGGACCUGGUGUCCUCCUGCACCUCCUGCACCUCCUGCACCUCCUGCACCUCCUCCAGCCUCCAGCAGCAGAGCGGCGACCCCGCUCCUCCGGGGCCCGAGGCGGCCGGAGGGGUGGAGAUGUUCGGGGAGUUCCAGGACUGGUGCUCGCGGACCUACGGGGACUCCGGGAAGACCAAGACCGUGACCCGGCGCAAGUACCACAAGAUCCUGCAGACGCUCCUCCUGCAGGAGGAGGAGCAGCGGCCCGGCCUGCUCCUGCAGGAGAAGAGCAGCAGCCACAUCAACGCCAAGUUCAAGUUCUGGGUCAAGUCCAAAGGGUUCCAGGUCCGAACCGAGGACCGGACUGAGGCCCGGAGCCCAGCGGGCAGACCCGUGCUGUACGUGCCCGUCAAGUGUGUGGACAGCGUCUCCGGGCCGGACUCGUCCCUCAAGCGCGUGGCGGUGGUGGAGGACUUCUUCUCCAUCAUCUUCUCCAUGCACGUGGAGAUCAGCAGCGAUCCGGCCAAAGCUCCCAAACACGCCGGCCAGAAGAAAACCUACAAAGCUAUUGCAGAGACGUACGCCUUCCUGCCCAGAGAGGCGGUGACCCACUUCCUGAUGAGCUGUGGCGAGUGUCAGAAGAGGAUGCACAUCAGCUCCACAGGACCAGACUUCAGAGAGAACGACAGGCCGAGCUCUCUGGUGUCGGAGGUGAUCGACUACAACAUGCCUCUCACCACCACCUACAUGAAGCAGAUGAAGCUUCAGUACAUGAGCAACAAGGAUGACAGUUCGCUGAGCAGCGAGGAGGAGAUGAGCGAGCCCACGUGGCUAACAGCUGAUCUGGGAGCAGCGUCGGACCUGAGCCCGCCGAGCCGAGCAGAGAGGAUGCGCCUCAGCCCGCAGAACGUUCACAUGAAGGAGGACGAGGACGAUUCCUCGUCAGAGAGCGGCAGCGGCCCCCCCGCCCUGACCCCGCCCUCCUCUGCCCUGUCAGAGGGCGCCAUCAUCAGGGAAGCCAAGAUACUCAAUGGCGGCGGGGGGGCGGCUCCUCUGGACUUCAGCACGCCGUCCUCCUCGUCCUCGUCCUCCGAGGACCAGCAGCCCAUCAACCUGAGUGAGCUGCCCCCCCCGCGCCUGGCCACCUCCCACCUGCCCCUCACCGUGUCGGCGGCGGCAGCGGCCCUGCUGGGGGCCCUGCACCCCAACGCCCCCGAGGAGCUGCGCAGGAAGUUCCCUCUGGCCGCCAAACCCCCCCCGGCUACACACCCGGCCCUGCCGCUGCCGCACACUCCUCACACACACAACACACACUCUCAGGCCCACGCACACACCGCCGAGCUGCGACUGGACCGAGACAGCAGAGACUACGGAGGAAAGUCUCCUCAGUACAGUUCAGGCGGCAGCUACGACAGCGUGAAGACGGACCUGAGCGCCGAGGACUUGACCACGGGACGUCCCGGCAGCCAGGCCCCCCCCGACGAGGACGACGACGACCACGACGACCACGACGACAACGACAAGAUGAACGACACAGAGGGCGUCGACCCCGAGAGGCUGAAGGCCUUUAACAUGUUUGUGCGUCUGUUUGUGGACGAGAACCUGGAUCGGAUGGUUCCCAUCUCCAAACAGCCCAAGGAGAAGAUCCAGGCCAUCAUCGAGUCCUGCAGCCGACAGUUCCCCGAGUUCCAGGAACGAGCUCGCAAGCGCAUCCGCACCUACCUCAAGUCCUGCCGACGCAUGAAGAAGAACGGCAUGGAGACCCGGCCCACUCCUCCUCACCUCACCUCAGCCAUGGCCGAGAACAUCCUGGCGUCCGCCUGCGAGAACGAGUCACGCAACGCUGCCAAGAGGAUGCGUCUGGAAGCCUAUCACGAUGAGCAGAUCUCUCCGGAGAAGCCGUCCAGCGGCGCUCUGAGGGAGCCGGCGUCCCUCGCUCACUUCUCACUGGCCGCCGCCGCCUUCUCCUCGCAGGCCGGCUCCGCCUUCUCCUCGCAGGCCGCCUCCUCCUUCUCCUCGCAAGCCGCCGCCUCCGCCUUCUCCUCGCAGGACGCUCAGCUCUACAUCAACGGAGCCGGCUUGAGUUACGGUUAUCGUGGAUUCCCGGGCCUGGGCUCUGCUCAGGGCAACGGCCCCACAGACCUCAGCAUGAAGUCCCUCUCCUCCGCCAACAUCACUAACUCCGCCUCCUCCGCCGCCGCCAGCAGCCUGGCUGGACGAGGCAGCGGGGGUGCUGGAGGGGGCGGGGCCUCAACCCAGCUCAGCCAACCGGAGAUCACAGCCGUGCGUCAGCUGAUCGCCGGCUACCGGGAGUCGGCCGCCUUCCUGCUGCGUUCAGCCGAUGAGCUGGAGAACCUCAUCCUGCAGCAGAACUGAUUCAUGGGAAGCCCAGACACACACACACACACACACACACACACACACACAGACACACACACACACACACACACACCGACACACACACACACACACACUUUAUCCUGCUCUCCUCUUUGAAGCCGAACACAAGACUUGAUGGUGUUUCUGCUCCUCCCUCCUGAAAUCGUUUUCUCCUCAUUUGCCUUUUC